CGCAACUCGGUGAAAUCUCUUGUAUUGCCCCCACUCUGAUGGAUCAACCAAACCCGAAAGCCGCUGCGGUCGAAGAAGGUGCUUCGAGAGCAACAAACUGGGAACGAGGUUAUCCGUACCUCGCCCAGUUCUGGACCAAGACGCAGACGGGUAUGGCGAGGAAGUUCAAUCACCUCGCGGUCCUCAAUAUCCUGUUCCUGCAAGCCGAGCUGUGCCAUCUCGAGUACGAAUUCGCGCGACAGCGGAAGAAGGAUCUCGAGUCCGGCGAGAAGCGGAGGGUGGACUGCGACUGGAAUUGGCUCCUGCUGAGCGAGCCCGAGCUGAAUAGGGGGAGUGGGCAGUGGGAAUCGUUUCUGGAGAUUAGGAAGAAGCUUGGGGAGUACUAUUCGGCUGUGCUUCAGUACCAACAGAUCAAUUCACUCCGACAACCGAGCGACGAACAGAGAGAAGAUGUGUUCAAUAUCCUCGGAGACUCGACGCUGAACGACAGUUUCGGCCACUUCCAGUCCCUUGACCUGGCGGGCAUCGAUGGGCCUAUGGUUUAUGGGUCACAACACGGCAAAGAUCUUGUGCUGCUGGAUGCGAGGGAAGAUGACAACGAUGCGUUGUUCAGAUACAUCGUGCGACCCAUGUUCUGGUUCGUCCAUUACUUCUGGAAAGCGAAGAAGAAACCGAUGACCAAAGACUUGGAAAGUGGAGCAGAGGGGGAAGGAGAAAAGAUGACGCGGCUUUAUCACUACAUGCCGCAUCAGUUCGAGGUGGCGAACCGAGUCGUCGGUGCUCUGACUGGGGCGUCUCUGCCAGUAGUUUCCAUGGUGAUUCUGUACAAAUUUGGCGACAUGAACACUAAAGUUGCACUGGUGUGCGUGUUCACAAUCAUAUUCUGUCUCCUAUUGAGCAUCAUGAGUAAGGCGCGCCGGAUCGAGGUGUUCGCGGCCACGGCUGCGUUUGCGAGUGUGCAGGUUGUGUGGAUCAGCCAGAGUAAUGAUCACAUGUAG
Pseudomassariella vexata is the source of this 998-nucleotide messenger RNA. RefSeq lists its product as uncharacterized. Lineage: Eukaryota; Fungi; Ascomycota; Sordariomycetes; Amphisphaeriales; Pseudomassariaceae. The record is from RefSeq and is a predicted model, not a curated record. The transcript has 4 exons. Bases 39 to 998 code for a protein of 319 amino acids.